AUGGGAGGAAUAGUAGAGGAAGGGUACAAGUCGAGCAAGAUCAUGAGUUACUCUGCCAUCAAAGCAACCACACAAGCGAUCCAGAAUGGUACCGGGGAUAUGUUAGGGAAAAAGAAGAAAGACGAUGUUGCUAUGAGGUUAAAGCUUUUGGGUGUUCUAAGGACGUUUGAGUCAAAAUUAUCAAAUCCCCCUCCGAAGAACCUGGAUUAUUCCCUCAGAUAUGCAUAUUGUUCUGAUGCUCCGGGACAUGACAUAGAAAAGUGUUGGCAUUUGAGGAGCGACAUCCAAGAGCUUAUCGAUACAAACCAGAUUGAGGUCCAAAUCCUGGGAGUGCCCAACAUCAAUCAAAAUCCCUUGCCAGCCCAUGCCGAAACACAUAUGAUUGAUAUAGUGUAUAAGGAUGGGAAGCCCGAGAAGCCUUCAAAGUCUAUCAUGAUAAUCCGUGCCAGUGAAAGUAAUUCAGUCAAAACUCCAAUUGUUACAAGUGCAACAUCUUCGACAGUUGAGGGGUUGACAGAUAAGCUAAGCAAGCUCGAUGUUAAGCCAUCCGUGGUGGACGUGAAGGGAUCCCCAGAUAACGCUGAAGCAAAUCAAGGAAAGCUGAAGGUGGUCAUGUCGGGGAUAGCAAGUAAGCAUGUCAUAAUUGUGGAAGGAGCUCGAACGACUCCUAUUGUCAUUAAACUUGUGACCCAGCUGCCGGUAGAUGACACCAAAGUUGUCCUGUGGAACUACAAACAAGUAAUAGUAACCUAUAAAGGGAAAGAAGUAGAAGAGGAAGUUAAUGAAACCCGGGGGUUGACUCGUUCGGGGAGAUGCUUUGCCCUAGAGGAAUUAGGGAAAGCCAAGCCACUCAAAGAUAGCCCAAUUCUAGUGAAGAAACCAGUCACCAAAGAGGAGGCGGAAGAAUUUUUGAGAAAAAUGAAGGUGCAGGAUUACUCCAUAGUGGAACAAUUGAGAAAGACCCCUGCUCAAAUUUAUCUUCUAUUAUUGUUGAUACAUUUAGACGAGCACCGCCGGGCCCUCAUGAAGAUUCUAAAUGAAGCUCAUGUCCCUGACAAGAUCAUAAUAAACCAUUUGGAGAAGAUUGCCAAUAAAAUAUUAGAUUCAAACAAGAUCACCUUCUCGGAUGAUGAGUUGCCUCUUGAGGGUGCGGAACAUAAUCGGGCUCUUUAUCUCAUAGUGAAAUACGAAGAUUCUAUGGUUACAAGGGUGUUAGUUGACAAUGGUUCCAGCGCAAAUAUUUUCCCUCUCUCCAGUCUGCAUAAGUUGAAAAUUGAUGCUGAGAGGAUCCACAAGAACAGUAUAUGUGUCAGAGGUUUUGACGAAGGGGGAAAAGACUCUGUUGGAGAUAUCGUGAUCGAACUAACAAUAGGACCAGUUGAAUUUACCAUGGAGUUCCAAGUAUUGGAUAUGGUUGUCUCUUACAAUUUGCUAUUGGGUAGGCCCUGGAUACAUGUUGCCAAAGCAGUCCCGUCUUCUUUGCACCAGAUGGUUGAAGAUAAUAAGGGGCCUUGGGUGUACCAAUUUUUUAAAACGGUGUCAGUUGAGAAGGUUCCGGAAGAGGAAUGUAUUCCAGGUCCAAAGCUAGCUUCUGCAACCGUCAUGGUAGAAAAUAAAAUGUUGAAGAAUGGUUUUUGUAAGGGUCUGGGCGCAUCUUUGCAAGGUAUCGUACAACCAGUGUCUCUACGUGAAAAUCUGGGUACGUUUGGUCUAGGGUUCAAGCCCACAUGGGAUGAUGUGAAGAAGGCUAAAAAGUUGAAAAAGAAGGCAUGGGUGCUCCCUAAGCCUAUCCCAUGCCUCUCCAGGUCUUUCGUCAAGUCAGGGGUAGUGAAGCGUCCGGUGUCCACAGUUCCAAAGCCUGUGGUUGACUUCGAUGAAGAGUUGAUUGAAAUGUUCUAG
This is a messenger RNA of Nicotiana tabacum (common tobacco), 1899 nucleotides long. RefSeq lists its product as uncharacterized. The record is from RefSeq and is a predicted model, not a curated record. Lineage: Eukaryota; Viridiplantae; Streptophyta; Magnoliopsida; Solanales; Solanaceae.